AGACAGCACCUACUUUGACCUUCCCCAGUCCAGCCGAGGGAGCAGUGAGGCAGUGGGCAGCCAGGAGGCCAGCAUGGAUGUCUUCCACCUGCCGGGCAUGACCUCCUCAGAGAUGGCCCAGUUCAAUUUGCUCAGCAGCGCCAUGGACCAGAUGGGCAGCCGCGCGGCCCCAGCCAGCCCCUACACCCCAGAGCACGCUGCCAGUGCGCCCACCCACUCACCCUACGCACAGCCCAGCUCCACCUUCGACACCAUGUCUCCAGCGCCCGUCAUCCCUUCCAACACUGACUACCCCGGCCCCCACCACUUCGAGGUCACCUUCCAGCAGUCCAGCACAGCCAAGUCAGCCACCUGGACGUACUCCCCACUCCUGAAGAAGUUGUAUUGUCAGAUUGCCAAGACGUGCCCCAUCCAGAUCAAGGUGUCCACACCGCCGCCCCCGGGCACGGCCAUCCGGGCCAUGCCUGUCUACAAGAAGGCCGAGCACGUGACUGACAUCGUCAAGCGCUGCCCCAACCACGAGCUUGGGAGGGACUUCAAUGAAGGACAGUCUGCCCCGGCUAGCCAUCUCAUCCGUGUGGAAGGCAACAACCUCUCCCAGUAUGUGGAUGACCCUGUCACCGGCAGGCAGAGUGUGGUUGUGCCCUAUGAACCCCCACAGGUGGGGACAGAAUUCACCACCAUCCUGUACAACUUCAUGUGUAACAGCAGCUGCGUGGGGGGCAUGAACCGGAGGCCCAUCCUCGUCAUCAUCACCCUGGAGACCCGGGAUGGACAGGUACUGGGCCGCCGGUCUUUCGAGGGCCGCAUCUGUGCCUGUCCUGGCCGUGACCGCAAAGCCGAUGAAGACCACUACCGAGAGCAGCAGGCCCUGAGUGAGAGUGCCACAAAGAAUGGGGCUGCCAGUAAGCGUGCAUUCAAGCAGAGCCCCCCUGCCAUCCCGGCCCUGGGUACCAAUGUGAAGAAGAGGCGACACGGGGAUGAGGACAUGUUCUACAUGCAUGUGCGAGGCCGGGAGAACUUCGAGAUCUUGAUGAAAGUCAAGGAGAGCCUCGAAUUGAUGGAACUUGUGCCACAGCCUCUGGUGGACUCCUACAGACAGCAGCAGCAACAGCAGCUCCUACAGAGGCCGAGUCACCUGCAGCCUCCAUCCUACGGGCCUGUCCUCUCCCCAAUGAACAAGGUACACGGUGGCGUCAACAAACUGCCCUCCGUCAACCAGCUGGUAGGCCAGCCUCCCCCGCACAGCUCAGCCGCUGGGCCCAACCUGGGUCCCAUGGGUUCCGGGAUGCUCAACAGCCACAGCCACAGCCACAGCCACAGCAUGCCAGCCAACGGCGAAAUGAAUGGCAGCCACAGCUCCCAGACCAUGGUUUCGGGAUCCCAUUGCACCCCGCCACCCCCCUACCAUGCGGACCCCAGCCUCGUCAGUUUCUUAACAGGAUUGGGAUGUCCAAACUGCAUCGAAUGUUUCACCUCCCAAGGUUUGCAGAGCAUCUACCACCUGCAGAACCUCACCAUAGAGGACCUUGGGGCCCUGAAGAUCCCUGACCAGUACCGUAUGACCAUCUGGAGGGGCCUGCAGGACCUGAAGCAGAGCCAUGACUGUGGUCAGCCGCUGCUGCGCGCCAGCAGCAACGCAGCCACCAUCUCCAUCGGUGGCUCCGGCGAGCUGCAGCGGCAGAGGGUCAUGGAAGCCGUGCAUUUCCGUGUGCGCCAUACCAUCACGAUCCCCAACCGCGGAGGCCCCGGCGUGGCCGGCCCAGACGAGUGGGCGGACUUUGGCUUUGACCUGCCUGACUGCAAGUCUCGUAAGCAAUCCAUCAAAGAGGAGUUCACGGAGACAGAGAGCCACUGAGGAGCGUGCC
Molecule: messenger RNA, 1868 nt
Organism: Acomys russatus (golden spiny mouse)
Lineage: Eukaryota; Metazoa; Chordata; Mammalia; Rodentia; Muridae
Gene: Tp73
Product: tumor protein p73
Exons: 12
Coding region: 74-1858 (594 amino acids)
Biological process (GO): regulation of transcription by RNA polymerase II; apoptotic process; protein tetramerization
Cellular component (GO): nucleus
Molecular function (GO): RNA polymerase II cis-regulatory region sequence-specific DNA binding; DNA-binding transcription factor activity, RNA polymerase II-specific; protein binding
Source: RefSeq, a predicted model, not a curated record